This is a messenger RNA of Glossina fuscipes, 455 nucleotides long. RefSeq names its product putative fatty acyl-CoA reductase CG5065. The record is from RefSeq and is a predicted model, not a curated record. Bases 63 to 455 code for a protein of 130 amino acids. NCBI's taxonomy places the organism in Eukaryota, Metazoa, Arthropoda, Insecta, Diptera, Glossinidae. Gene Ontology annotation, molecular function: alcohol-forming very long-chain fatty acyl-CoA reductase (NADP+) activity. The transcript has a single exon. Gene Ontology annotation, cellular component: peroxisome. Gene Ontology annotation, biological process: long-chain fatty-acyl-CoA metabolic process.
GAAUUCUCGAACUAUAAACAUAUACAUCAAGUUUUUCUUGAAACCAAUACAUAAGAAAUAUAAUGAAAAACAUAAAAGAUUUUACGGUCAAUAAUGACGAUUUAAAAAAAAUGUCUAUUACGGAUUUCUAUAAAGAUCAGGAAAUAUUUAUAACCGGUGGCUCCGGGUUUAUAGGAAAAGCUCUGAUAGAGAAACUGUUACGUUCGUUUCCUAACUUUAAGAAAAUGUUUAUAUUGUUGCGUUCAAAAAAGGAUAAAACCGCCGAUGAGAGACUUCAAGAACUUUUAGAUAAUUCAAUAUUUCAGAGAGCACGAGAUGAGCAACCGGAAAGUUUUAAAAAAAUCCACGCUAUUGCUGGUGAUUGCCGGGAGCUAGGUUUAAGCAUCAGCAGUGAAGACCUCAAACGCAUUGAAAAUGUUACCAUUAUUUUUCAUUCGGCUGCCAAUGUCAGGUAA